Molecule: messenger RNA, 353 nt
Organism: Acanthoscelides obtectus
Lineage: Eukaryota; Metazoa; Arthropoda; Insecta; Coleoptera; Chrysomelidae
Source: the annotation of a GenBank genome assembly
AUGGAGCAUAUAUAUUUACCAGAACCAACAGAGAAUAUAUGGAAAAAAAGUGCUGAAGAAUUUGAAAAUAGAUGGGGAUUUCCCAAUUGCAUUGGCAGCGUGGACGGUAAACAUGUAACAAUCAAGAGACCUAACAACAGUGGCUCCAAUUACUGUGUCCCUGCACCUAGAUUUCUCCCUGGGCAAAAUGAAAUCUGCUCUUUGUGAUCUUCGCCAUCAUGGCCAUCUCCAGCUGCUCUGCAGAUCCAGAACCAAAAGCAAAACCCGGACUCCUUGCCGCCCCGGCCGCAGUUGUUACCGCCACCAGCCACCAGUCCUUCGUCAGAGGAUACUCUGCCCCUAUUGUGGCCGCC